AUGUCUGGCAAUCGCGACCUGCGUCUAUUUCGGCGUGUCCUAUAUUGGCUGGGCAUGAUGUGUGCCCAAUUCGAUGAUAGAGAUUGUCUGCUACAGUCAACACCCAGCAGUAAGCGCUAUGCGCUUUUUUAUAUGCUGGCCAUACUGGCCGCAGCACUGGGUUGCUUUGCGUUUGCCUAUCUGAGGCCGCAAGAUCUGUACAUGGGAGUAUACAACGAGACGGGCAACUUCUAUGAGACAAUCAAUAUACGCGGUUUUUGUGUAGGACUCUGGAUAGUUCAUAUAUGCCUCUACAUAAGACGUCGACGUCAUAUAGAGUUGGUCCAGAAACUACUCCAGCUGAAUCGGUUGUGCUCAAAUAAAGCUAACGAACGUAUCUUUCGACGCAACUUUAUAUGCUAUGUGGUUCUGGCACUGAUCUGUCUGAUGAAUUACUUAAAUGGCUAUGCGAGGGCAGGAUUGUCCAAAAUUGCUGCGUUUGUCUAUAUAUUUGUCUAUCUGUAUAGCUUUCUGGUGAUGUGCCUGGUGCUAGCGUUUUUUGUGUGCUUGCAACAUAUUGUGGCAGCCGGCCUAGCAAAAUAUAACAUCCAGUUGGCGGAAAGUAACUCCGUCACAAAUCGUAGACAUUUGCUCUACCAAAGGUAUCGCCUACUGGACACGGUUGCUGUUGAGCUAUUUGCAUGCUUUGGACUCUUUAUGCUGCCGAUUGUACCACUCGUGUUGUUCUUGGCACCCUCUGGGCCUCUAUUUUUGAUUAGCACCGUGAUGGAUGGCAAGCUUGCGGGCUUUUUUCAAUAUGCCAUCUUUAUCUUCACCGCCAGCCUGUGGAAUGUUCCCUGGCUGGCUAUGAUGACAUUCAUAUUGCGCUCCAAUGUCAUCACAGUUGAAGCCAACAAAACAGCCAAAAUACUUUCAAAAAUACCUAGGACUGGCUCCGGUCUGGACAGAAUGGUCGAAAAGUUUUUGCUUAAAAACCUGCGUCAACAGCCCAUACUGACAGCCUAUGGUUUUUUCGCACUAGAUAAGAGUACACUAUUCAAGCUCUUUACAGCCAUAUUCACAUAUAUGGUGAUAUUGGUACAAUUCAAGGAAAUGGAGAACUCUACUAAAUCAUUGCAGGAAUCAUAAUUUAACUUUUCCGGCUUAUCAUUUGUCUUAUUGUUAUAAUCGUAUAAUCUAAAGAAUGGAGGAGGGUUUUC
Drosophila novamexicana is the source of this 1199-nucleotide messenger RNA. RefSeq names its product gustatory and pheromone receptor 39a (gene Gr39a). Gene Ontology annotation, biological process: sensory perception of taste. Gene Ontology annotation, cellular component: membrane; dendrite; neuronal cell body. The record is from RefSeq and is a predicted model, not a curated record. The coding region runs from base 1 to 1128 and encodes 375 amino acids. Lineage: Eukaryota; Metazoa; Arthropoda; Insecta; Diptera; Drosophilidae. The transcript is spliced from 4 exons.